Messenger RNA from Ipomoea nil (Japanese morning glory), 632 nucleotides. RefSeq names its product protein SPIRAL1-like 1. Lineage: Eukaryota; Viridiplantae; Streptophyta; Magnoliopsida; Solanales; Convolvulaceae. The transcript has 3 exons. The record is from RefSeq and is a predicted model, not a curated record. Gene Ontology annotation, biological process: cortical microtubule organization. The coding region runs from base 127 to 465 and encodes 112 amino acids. Gene Ontology annotation, cellular component: cortical microtubule, transverse to long axis.
GCAAUCUUCCAUGCAGAUCCUUUCCUCUUCAUUCUUCAAUUAUAAGCGCCCCCAUGGCCAUCUCCCUAUCGCUUUCCACUCUCCACAGAUCUUAAACAAAGAAGUUUGCACUCAAGCCAGGGGAUCAUGGGUCGUGGAGUCAGUUUUGGUGGGGGGCAGAGUUCUCUUGGCUAUCUUUUUGGUAGUGGUGAGCCUCCAAAGCCUACUAUUAACAAUGCUGAGGCUCCUCUGAAUCAGGGGCCAGCUGUUAGUGCUGGAACUCCACAGAAAUCGGUUGCACCUGCAGAUGCUACCAAACAGAUACCAGCUGGGGUACCCGGGAGCAAAAUAAAUAACUACUUCCGCGCUGAUGGUCAGAACUGUGGGAACUUCCUUACGGAUCGUCCUUCAACCAAGGUCCAUGCUGCACCAGGUGGAGGGUCCUCCCUGGAUUACCUGUUUGGAGGUAGUGGCAGCAGCAAGUAGUGCCUAGUUCAUUUCUAAGAUGCCAAUUUCUACCUAUUUGUACUUUAGACAAUCCAAAAUUUGAAUUGUCAAUAACUUGAUUCUUGGUUUGGCAGUGUGAAUUUCCUGUUGUAAAUCGACAAAUUGUUGAUGAUCUUUCCAUAUAUAAUAUUUGCAUAUCUCUUAAA